Pan troglodytes (chimpanzee) is the source of this 1484-nucleotide messenger RNA. It is a transcript of the gene TM6SF1, whose product is annotated as transmembrane 6 superfamily member 1. The record is from RefSeq and is a predicted model, not a curated record. Gene Ontology annotation, cellular component: lysosomal membrane. Bases 111 to 1235 code for a protein of 374 amino acids. The transcript is spliced from 11 exons. Lineage: Eukaryota; Metazoa; Chordata; Mammalia; Primates; Hominidae.
ACCAUGUUGGCCAGGCUGGUCUCCAACUCCUGACCUCGGGUGAUCCACCCGCCUCGACCUCCCAAAGUGCUUGGAUUACAGGGGAUGGUGAUAGUUAUCCAAAGGUCCCGAUGUUGGGCUGUGAUGGUGUGGAGGGGUCUCAGUUGAGGAGUGGUGCUUGUAGCUGCUCCAAGCUGAAGAGGUCCUGGUGUAGCAGGCCACUGGAGUGGGCCAGUUCCUGGACUAUUGUAGGGGUUGCUGCCCUCAUCCUGUUCCUGGUAGCACUGCUGGCUCGUGUCCUCGUCAAAAGAAAACCACCCCGGGACCCACUGUUCUAUGUGUAUGCAGUUUUUGGAUUUACCAGCGUGGUGAACCUCAUCAUAGGACUGGAGCAAGAUGGAAUCAUUGACGGGUUCAUGACACACUACUUGAGAGAGGGUGAACCAUAUCUGAACACUGCAUAUGGGCACAUGAUCUGCUACUGGGAUGGCUCUGCUCAUUAUCUGAUGUACCUGGUGAUGGUGGCAGCCAUAGCAUGGGAGGAAACUUAUAGAACCAUUGGCCUAUAUUGGGUUGGAUCUAUUAUUAUGAGUGUUGUUGUUUUUGUGCCAGGAAACAUUGUAGGGAAGUAUGGAACACGAAUUUGCCCUGCUUUUUUCUUAAGCAUACCAUACACUUGUCUUCCUGUCUGGGCUGGUUUCAGAAUCUAUAAUCAGCCAUCAGAAAAUUAUAAUUACCCCUCAAAGGUUAUUCAAGAAGCCCAAGCGAAAGACCUGCUGAGAAGACCAUUUGAUUUAAUGUUGGUUGUGUGUCUCCUCCUGGCAACUGGAUUUUGCCUGUUCAGAGGCUUGAUUGCUUUGGAUUGCCCAUCUGAGCUCUGCCGAUUAUAUACGCAAUUUCAAGAGCCCUAUCUAAAGGAUCCUGCUGCUUAUCCUAAAAUUCAGAUGCUGGCAUAUAUGUUCUAUUCUGUUCCUUACUUUGUGACUGCACUGUAUGGCUUAGUGGUUCCUGGAUGUUCCUGGAUGCCUGACAUCACAUUGAUACAUGCUGGAGGUCUGGCUCAGGCUCAGUUUUCUCACAUUGGUGCAUCUCUUCAUGCUAGAACUGCUUAUGUCUACAGAGUCCCUGAAGAAGCAAAAAUCCUUUUUUUAGCAUUAAACAUAGCAUAUGGAGUUCUUCCUCAGCUCUUGGCCUAUCGUUGUAUCUACAAACCAGAGUUCUUCAUAAAAACAAAGGCAGAAGAAAAAGUGGAAUAAAAAUAUUACUUCAUGUUCCUCCUUUCUAAAUUACUAACUUUUGUUAUACUGGUACUGAUAUUUUGUCCCAUUUCACUCUCUUCUCAUACGUGAGUACUUAAGAAUAUGUACAUUCUUGCUCUGCACUGUAUGUGUGAGCUAUAUGGUAUUGUGUAAAUUUUUUUUGAAGGAAAAUGGAAAUUCUUGAGAAACAGUUUGUUUAAAGAAAUAUAUUCAAAAUCAUUUGUGAAUAAACUUGAUCAUCCAUCU